UAGGCCUAUAGGCUACGUUAUUAUCAUGUCAGCGUUGAUCUGAAUGAGCACGCGAUACAGCGGCUCGUGGCGUGACAGCCUUUAAAUACCAGCCCAGACGACACGAGCGUCAUUCCACAGAUGAAGACAGUCGGAGACCAUCCAGAGAACUCGUUGCUUCGGUUUGAUUGAAGACGUCUAUUGGCCCUGCAGCCUGCUGUUUUUUUUACCAUCCAAACCCCCCUACCCCAUCUUUCUCGCUACCCCCAAACCCCAUCUCCUCUUAUGGCGUUUUUGAUGUCUCUUUUUUGAGACCGCUCAGUAAAACGGCUUGCCUAUCCUCUACCUGUCUCUACCCUAUUUCUCUCUACCUUAUUUACCGCUAUCAUUACGGCAUUCUCAUUUCUAAAGUACUUGAAAUGAACAAAAAAAACGAACUUGAAAAACCCUGAGCCAAUGAAAAACCCAGAGCCAUUGAAAAAAACCCAGAAACUUGAAAAAAAAAAAAAAUCUUUCUUUUUGAAAUAGAAAGUACCAUCUCACUACAAACUGGUUUGUUUUGAGACAUCUCCUCCUGUACCUAUUGUCACACUCUGUACCUACUGUCACACUCCCUGUAGUUCACGCUGAAGAGAUGCCAAAGAAAAGCAAAAGAUCCCAAGCGGCUAAAGUAAGGUGGAGUAAGUCUGGUGAGUUUCCGCUCAAAACACAAGCUGAACAUGUGCAGAAUUGUGAUCCUGACAGCAACAGAGAAGUACAUUUUCCUGACCAUUCUCAUGCUAAUGUGACAUGUGUGUUAGCAUCCUACAGUCAGAGCCAUCAUAGAUAUAUUGAUUCAAAAAACAGUCAGUGCACCUGUAACUCUGUGACAUUUCUAGCUUUCCUGCACGAGUUACAUCACCUGCAAAGCGCAGACCUUGAUCAGAUUUUGGAUCGCGGCCAUGCAAUGUAUGCCCUUACACUGGGACAGUUAUGUGUCGAUGGAACAAUGGUGCAUGGACACUUGAAUAUACAGGAACUCCCUGAGAUUGUUUUUGGCCAAAGACAGCAGCAUGUGCUGACAAAGUGUAACUCAAUGUAUGGAACGUUUGUAUCUUCUCCUGAAGUAGGCGAAUACCUCAACCUUGCAGCGAGACUUCAGUGCUUGACCUCUGACGUGAACUCCGCUUUGCUGGUAAUGACCUCUCAGUGCAUCGCUGUUUUCCGAGACCGGCAUGGAAGGUAUGGCUAUUUUGACCCACACACUAGACGACCUGAUGGACUUCCCUCUGGCCCAGAUGUACCCGGCACAGCUGUCAUGUUGACUUUCACGCAUUUAAAAGACCUGGUAAAAAAGUUGAUCGCAAGCUUUACUAUGUUAGGCUCCAGCCCUUAUGCACCAUAUGAGCUCGUUCCUGUGCUUUUCAACAGUGAGGAUGAAUUCUCUGUGGAUGGAGUUUUGGCAAAUGUAGACUCUAAUGCAGAUACUGCUGAGUGCACUCCCUGUGAUGAAAUAUCAGACGCAAUUGAACUCAUGCACGUUUGUAGCGGUGAAGUUACGGUGGAAUGCGAUACAUCUGACAAACCCCAACAGAUGCCCAAUCUAUCAAAAUAUUCAAAAGAACAAAGGGUAAAGUUCGAAAAAAGACGUAAGGCUUUGGAGGUGACGAAAGCUAAACAUAGCAAAAAUUUUGAAACUGCAAAACAAAAAAAAAAUAGAAAAGAGAGGGAAAGGUAUGCUAAAGAUAAAUAUGUCGACAAAAAGAGAUCCGGUGAAACCAACUGUUACAGAAAAAGAAAGAUGUCCUACAUAGCCACUCGCUAUCAAAGAGACUCUAACUAUAAGCAGAGGCAGAGGUCAUAUAUAAGAAACCGUUACAGUAAAGACAAAAGCUUUAACCAGAGGCAGAGGUCAUAUAUCAGAAACCGUUACAGGCAAGACAAAAGCUUUAAUCAGAGGCAGAGGUCAUACACCAACACCCGCUAUCGCUUAAAUGCUCAUUUCAGGCAAACCCGAAGUACUUAUCUUACCAAUCGUUAUGCAAACGACCCUGCAUUCAGAUCCAAACAGAAAGAAAAAAUGAGACAACGCAUGCGCGAUACAUACAGUAACAACCAUUCGUUUGGCAUGACUUAUAGCAUGUAUUGUGCAAUGAAAAUAAGACAAAAGUACAGGAACGUAAACAGAAGACCAAACCAAAUGGACGACAAUCGGCCGAACCAAAUGGAUGACAAUCUCACUACGGAUGCUAUUGAGGUUUUUCGAUCCAACAUCAAAAAUGGGCCGACCUUUGCGUGUACAGUUUGCCACCGUGCGUUGUUUGCAAAUCAAGUGCGAUACUGCGAUAGGUCAAAGUAUACUCAGAACACAGAUGUUGUUGAAACCUGCCUUACAGGGAAGUUUUUUCACGUUUGUAACGAUUCUUGUGAAAAUCCAGAGCAGUGCAAUGUACCAAAUGAGAGAAAGAGAGAGUGGAUCUGUCACUGUUGUCACGAACAUCUUAAAAAUGGCCGCAUGCCACAACUCGCCAUCGCAAAUAAUUUACAGCUCGCAGAUAUUCCACCUGAACUGUGUGACUUAAACAUAUUGGAGAGACAUCUCAUUAGCAAAUACAUCACGUUUGCCAAAAUAAUCCCGCUUCCCAAAGGUCAACAACGAGCCAUUCAUGGCAAUGUAAUAUGCGUCCCAUCAGAAGUGCAGGAAACUGUCAAUGCCUUGCCCAGACUUAGAAGUGAAUCUCAAGUCUUGAGAGUGAAGCUAAAGAGACGUUUGUGUUAUAAAGGUCAUCAGCUAUUCCAAACUGUAACCUGGACUAAACUAGUGAGGGCUUUGCUUAAGCUUAAAGAGGUCCAUCCACAGUACAACGACAUAACCAUCAGAGAUGACGCUGAAUUAUGCGAUCCAACUCUAGAUGAGGACGAAGAGACUGAAAGCAUAGAUGACACGGAUUUUAAUGCUGAAGAUAUGAUGGAAAUCGACAGCUUUGAGAACGGUGCACUUUGCGAGGCAGAACCUGAAAACAAUGAACAGGCUAUUGAUUCAAUUGAAUUAAGUCAGCAGUCAAACAGCAAUCAACAGGAGGGUGAUGAACCUAAUGGCAGCAUUGCUCUCGAGUCAUGUCUGCAGCCAACUGACAUUUCAGAGGAAAUUUUGAGCUUUAGCGAAGGAAUAUAUUCGGUUGCGCCCGCUGAAGGAAACAAACCAGUAAGCUUUUUCAAAACUCCUAACCUUGAGGCGAUGGCUUUCCCCGUUCAGUUUCCGACGAGCAAAAACACAAUCGAUGAAGAGCGUCCGAAGAAAUUAACUCCCUGCAGUUAUUUCAAAAGUAGACUGAGCUGCAUCGACGACCGUUUUGCAAGAGAUACAAACUAUUUGUUCUUUGCACAGUUUGUACAAGAAAUACAUCAGGCCACCUCCAGCAUGUCAAUACAAUUGCGCAAAGGAAAACCGUAUACCCGCGACGGUCGCAAAAUAAACAAUGCAAUGUUGCAAGACAAACACGAGGUUGAAAAACUGGUACGUAACAAAGACGCAAUUCGAUUCAUGAAAGUUUUGCGAGGCAGCCCCGCCUACUGGCAACAAACUACCAAAGACUUGUUUGCGAUGAUAAGGCAAUGUGGAACGCCGACUUUCUUUUGUACAUUUUCUGCAGCCGAAAUGCGCUGGAAAGAAAUAAUUACCGCUAUUAAAACUCAACAAGGCGAACAAGUGAAUUUCGAUGAGCUCGACUGGUCGUCCAAAUGCGAUAUUUUGCGAAGUAAUCCUGUGACAACGAUGCGCAUGUUUGACAAACGCGUUGAAGCGCUGUUCAGAGAUUUGAUCAUGUCACCUGCACAACCCAUCGGCAAAGUCGUUGAUUACUUUUACCGUUUAGAAUUUCAGCACAGAGGUUCCCCUCACAUACAUUGUCUCAUUUGGAUAGAAGGAGCGCCAGUGUUUGAGGAGGACUCGGAUAAGACGGUUUGCGAUUUCAUUUCCAAAUACAUCACCGCCGAGAUGCCUGAUCCAAACACGCAACCUGAACUUCACAAAAAAGUUAGCGGGGUUCAAAUGCACAGCAAGACACACUCAAAGACGUGUAUUAAAUAUCUCGGUGCCAACUGCCGUUUUGGAUUUCCGAAAUUACCUUCCCCCGAGACGAUGAUAGUAAGAUCUGAAGAAUGUGACGGUGAAGAUGAAAGAACGUCGGUGGCGACAAGAAAGCUCACAGCACUAAACCGGUUGCUUAACAAUCCCGAGAGCGAAUCUCUGAGUUUAGAGCAGAUAUUGUCCUUGUGCGAUCUUACAGUUGACCAAUACCAGGAUUGUCUCCGUGUUAAGGCAAAAAAAAGUGAGGUGGUACUAAAGCGUGAUCCCAAAGAAGCUUACGUAAACGGCUAUAAUCCAACACUGCUCUUAGCGUGGGACGCAAACAUGGAUAUACAGUAUAUUCUAAACCCGUACUCUUGCAUUGCCUAUAUCUGCAGCUACAUCAGCAAGGCCGAGCACGGUUUAAGCGAAUACCUUAAGACAAUGAUUGAGAACUCAAAUCAUGAAAAUCUCAAUGAAAGUGACGAGAUGAAACAAGUGAUGCAGGCGUACUCCAAAAAAAGAGAGGUCAGUGCUCAAGAGUGCGUCGCUCGUGCAUGUAGUCUGAACAUGAAACGGUGUUCCCGCAGCGUGAUAUUUGUACAGACCGAUGACAACCCGCUGAAAAUGAGUUAUCCCAUGUCGCACCUAGAGAACAAAACACCAGACUCGGUUAAUGUGUGGAUGACAGGCUUACCCGACAAGUACAAAUCGAGACCAGAAUCGCCAGAGUUUGAGUCAAUGUGUUUGGCUGAUUUCGCUGCCACUUGUAGAAUUGUCUAUGGCAAACAGGCCCAAGGUGCAAAAGCUAUUCCCCUGCUCAAUGAAAUGGGAUUCGUUCAGAAGAGAACAAAGGAUAAGCCCGCUGUCAUCAAGUAUUACCAUGUCUCGCAGGAAAAGAAACCUGAGCAAUUUCACGGCACAUUGCUAAAGCUUUACCUGCCUUAUCGCUCAGAGACACAGCUCAAGUCCAUAAACUUCCCCACUUACAAGUCCUUCCAUGACCAUGCAGGCGUUCAGCUACCUGGUUCAGAGUACGCCGAGCUAGUGUCUGACAUUGUGAAACGAAACCGAGAGAAAUAUGAGAAACACAGGGAAGACAUCGAUAGUGCCAUCGCAGAGUACGAACAGAAUGGUUGCAUAAGAAACGAAUGGUGUAAUCUGGCUCCUGAAUGUGAACUGCAAAGGUUAGAGUGCAUUGAAGAACUUGACGCGAGACCAGCCGAUGAGGAUAACGUCCAAGAGAAUGUGCCAGACUACAACCUUAGGUCAGAAAAUAGACCAGAAGGUGCCAUCAUGAGUGAAGCCCCUGAGAUGGAUCCGACAGUGUUGAAAGAAAUGUAUCGAAGCUUAAACCAAAAGCAGGCGUCUGUUUUCUAUGCCGUCAGAGACUGGUGCAUAAAGCGUGUCUGUGGUUCAAAUGAAGAACGGUUCUUCUAUUAUAUCAAUGGCGGUGCAGGAACAGGCAAGUCCCACCUCAUCAAAUGCAUCCACGCAGAAGGAUCCAAAAUAUUGUCUCGACUUCCCCGUAACGCAGAAGAAGCCGACAUUUCCAAACCUUCCGUACUCCUCACGGCUUUCACUGGUACUGCGGCGUUCAACAUAUCCGGCGUGACAUUGCAUAGUCUCUUCAAGCUACCGAGAAAUUUAAAGCCUCCUUUCCAAGGCCUUGGCAAUAAACUAGACGAAGUCAGGGCAGAUCUUUCAAAUGCUGAGAUACUAGUCAUUGAUGAAGUAUCUAUGGUCUCAAAGUAUCUGUUUGCCUACGUAGACAUGCGAUUGAAACAAAUUAAGGGAAAUCAAAGACCUUUUGGUGGAAUGUCGGUUCUCGCCGUCGGAGAUUUUUAUCAACUUCCCCCGGUCAGACAGUCGAAACCGCUGUGCGUGUACGAUCCCACUCGAAUCGACCUCUGGCGUGACCAAUUUCAGAUAAUCACAUUGACGGAGAUCAUGCGCCAGAAAGACGAUGUCGCUUUUGCCGAGACGCUAAACCGCAUCCGCGUCAAAGAGAAAGAUGAUGUAUUGUCAGGACAGGACAAAGCUUUGCUCUCACAGGCUGUCACGAUUCCAGCACUCUGUCCAAAAGACAUACUGCAUAUUUUUGCCACAAACAAACAGGUUGAUGCCCAUAAUUCAACAACGCUAGCGCUGUUUCACUCGGACAUCAUGAAGAUAGAUGCCCACGACUAUAAGAAAGAUCCCAAAACUGGAAGAAUGGCAAAACAAGCUACACCUUUUCACGGGAACAACCGAGAGCUCGCUGACUCAUUGAAACUUGCCAUUGGUGCACGCGUCAUGCUUACCAGAAACGUCAAUGUUCAGUCUGGUCUGUGCAACGGAACUUUUGCGUGUAUUGCGGAAAUAGUGAUCAGUGACGACGGUCCACAUGUCAGUAAACUCGGUCUAGAACUGGAUGUGUCGAGAAAUCCCAACAAUGUAAGUGCAGCUGACAAUAUUGUGUACAUUGAGAGAGACGAAGAGAAUCUGAAGCAAAGGGGAGUGGUUCGCAGACAGUUUCCUCUAAAACUUGCGUUUGCGUGUACAAUACACAAGGUUCAAGGUAUGACCAAAUCCUCAGCAGCAGUAUCGCUAAAACACAUCUUUGAACCCGGCAUGGCCUAUGUGGCUCUCAGCAGAGUAACUUCCCUCAGUGGACUACAUAUUCUCGAUUUGGAUGAGAAAAAAAUAUAUGCCAAUCCAGAAGUUCACACAGGUCUUGCGAGCAUGACAGAAGCUUCACUUCAGCACAUUAUGCCUCUAUUUCAUAUCUCGGCGACAUUAAACCGACAGGACGUUCUCACCGUCAUCCAUCAUAACACCGAAGGACUACCGGCUCACGUCGCUGACAUCAAAAGUCAUCAUGAACUUUGUCUCGCAGACGUCCUCUGUCUAACAGAAACACACCUGCAAGGAUCUUUUGUUUCCGAAAGUAUCCACUUGGAAGGUUACACGUUGUUUCACCGUAAUAGGAAUGUCUCUUACACAAACUGCCCUCACAUUUCAAACAAAAAUGGUGGCGGAGUUGCUAUUUAUGUGAGAAACCACAUCCGAGUCAGUGAAAAACGCUACAUACAGAACGCUACAGAUAUCGAGUUUACCGUCAUUAAACUAGAAGCCCCGUUCAUUGCGCUGAUUGCUGCCGUCUACAGGCCUCCGAGCUACAGUGUGCACUUAUUUCUAAAAAAUUUGCAAAGCCUUUUAGAUUCACUCGAAGUCAUGGAUCAUCACCCAAUCAUAGUGUGCGGAGACUUCAAUGAAAAUCUGUUGUCCGGUGCAAACAAGCCGAUUUAUGAACUGUUUCGUGCUAAAGGUUACGCGCAACUUAUCACCGCUGCUACCACGGAUAAAAAUACACUGUUGGACAGCAUUUACAUCUCCCGACCGCAGCGAUGUCUCCAUUCUGGUGUCCUACAAUCGUAUUACAGCUACCACAAUCCUGUUUACUGUACACUAACAUCAGAAAAUGUAUAAAUAUCAAUUAAUAUCAAUUAAGUGUCAAACAACAAAGCAUUGUGAAAUGCAUUGAUCGUUGCAAAUUGAUUUCAUGCGAUAAAACAGAUUAAAGUUAGCAGUUAUUCAUUUUUUCUCAAAAUAUCACUCAAACAAAAAUAUCACUCAAAC
Gadus morhua (Atlantic cod) is the source of this 7648-nucleotide messenger RNA. RefSeq lists its product as uncharacterized. The record is from RefSeq and is a predicted model, not a curated record. NCBI's taxonomy places the organism in Eukaryota, Metazoa, Chordata, Actinopteri, Gadiformes, Gadidae. Gene Ontology annotation, molecular function: DNA helicase activity. Gene Ontology annotation, biological process: DNA repair; telomere maintenance. The coding region runs from base 614 to 7498 and encodes 2294 amino acids. The transcript has 3 exons.